Messenger RNA from Equus quagga, 4773 nucleotides. It is a transcript of the gene RIPOR3, whose product is annotated as RIPOR family member 3. NCBI's taxonomy places the organism in Eukaryota, Metazoa, Chordata, Mammalia, Perissodactyla, Equidae. The record is from RefSeq and is a predicted model, not a curated record. The transcript has 24 exons. The coding region runs from base 1046 to 3922 and encodes 958 amino acids.
CAGGAGAGCUGAGCCCACCAGAGAGUAACUCGGACGGCUCCCCUGCUCUGAGGAAUCUCACUCCAAUAACUCGCUGUUCACUCAGGGGUCCUGACAGCUAACCGGAGGGGAUCAAGCUGGAGCGUGUGCAGAGCUCCUGGUUUUGCUCCUCGGGACUGCCGUGUCUUUCUCCGCUGACGUAUUACAGAAUCCUCUGUCGGCCGCAGGCUGGAAGGGAGCCAAGGGGGACAGAGGGACAUUCGUCUCUAGGUGUAACAGGCCGGCUGGCACCGCACGGUCCGCCUCUCCAAGGCGGCGGUCAAUGGAGGCUUUGUUCCUGCGUCCAUCCCUGAGCAGAAUCCUAAGCCGAGAUGUGCCGAGGUGACAGGAGGAGCCGUGCAUUGUGACUGGACCACACCCCUUGACUCAGAGGCACCGUCAGCACACAGCCCCGUGCAGAAUGGAGUAAACAGAAACUUCCAGGCAUCCCCACACCCCCUCUGAGGCAACGCAGAAAUCAGAUGCUCCGUGAUUAACCGUGGAGAGUUCAGGACACGACCACAAACGCUGUGCGGACUUGAAAUUAGCUGCCUUUUCCCAGUCCCCUUGCCAAGAUGGGAGUGGGGGGUGGGACGUGCAGGGGUGGGGGCCCCGCCUGCUGGGGGCCAGCAUGGACUUCUCCCUGGCGGAGCUCAGAGUGACACUGACAGGCAAUCGGCUGCGUCCAGAGCUGCAGGCAGCAUCCGGGACGAGCGGGGCCCCGGGCGGGCUUCCUGGAACCCCGACUCCAUGGCCGCCUGCACCCUGACACCCGCCAGAUAAGAGCUGGGCUGUGGUAUCAGAGCCCGGCAGAGCGCCGUCCCGCAGCUGCGCAAGGAGGACGGGGGACAGCCGGCUCCGGAGGUGGGCUAUCUUCCCCAGGGCCAGCGGGGCGGUUUCCCGGGUCCCAGCUCAUCUCCUCGAGCCCCCGGCGGGUGGGAGCCACGCCGGCUUUGGUGAUUGAGGAAGCUGGGCUGCUCCAAGAAGGAGGAGGCAUGACUCGAUCCUGAACUUCCAGCGCUGCUUGAUGGUCACGGCCAUGUCGGUGAGGGUGCGGUUCCUGUCCUCGGGGGACGCAGGGGCCGUGGGGGUCGUGGGCCGGAGCGCCUCGUUCGCAGGCUUCAGCAGCGCACAGAGCCGCAGGAUCGCAAAGUCCAUCCACGGGAACUCAGUGAGAUCUCGGAUGCCUGCGAAAUCCUCCAAGAUGUACGGCACACUGCGGAAGGGGUCUGUGGGCCCCGACCCCAAGCCGCAGCAGGUGAAGAAGAUCUUCGAAGCACUGAAGAGAGGCCUCAAGGAGCAUCUGUGCGUCCAGCAGGCCGAGCUGGGGUACCUGUCAGGACGCCACAAGGACGCCCGCAGGAAUUCCAGGCUGGCUUUCUAUUACGACCUGGACAAGAAGCAAACGCGCUCCGUGGAAAGGCACAUCCGGAAGAUGGAGUUUCACAUCAGCAAGGUGGAUGAGCUCUACGAGGGCUACUGCAUCCAGUGCCGCCUGCGCGACGGCGCCUCCAACAUGCAGCGUGCCUUCUCCCGGUGCCCGCCCAGCCGUGCCUCUCGGGAGAGCCUGCAGGAGCUGGGCCGCAGCCUGCAGGAGUGCACCGAGGACAUGUGGCUCAUCGAGGGGGCCCUGGAGGUUCACCUGGGCGAGUUCCACGUCAGGAUGAAAGGCUUGGUGGGCUAUGCACGCCUCUGUCCUGGAGACCAGUACGAGGUGCUCAUGCGCCUGGGCCGCCAGCGCUGGAGGUUGAAGGGCCGGAUUGAGUCGGAUGACAGUCAGACCUGGGAGGAAGAGGAGAAGGCCUUCAUCCCCACCCUGCACGAGAACCUCGAGAUCAAGGUGACAGAGCUGCGGGGCCUGAGCUCGCUGGCGGUGGGCACAGUGACAUGUGACAUCGCCGACUUCUUCACGACCCGGCCGCAGGUCAUUGUGGUGGACAUCACAGAGCUGGGCACCAUCAAGCUGCAGCUGGAGGUGCUGUGGAACCCGUUUGACACCGAGAGCUUCCUGGUGUCGCCCAGCCCCAUGGGCAAGUUCUCCCUGGGGAGCAGGAAGGGCUCCUUGUACAACUGGACGCCCCCGAGCACCCCCAGCUUCCGGGAGAGAUACUACCUGUCUGUCCUGCAGCAGCCAGCACAGCAGGCCUUGCUGGUGGGUAGGCCGAGGGCCACCUCCGUCCUCAGCUGCCUGUCUGACAGUGACCUGCAGGGCCCCGGCCUGCGGAGCCACAGUCAGGAGCUGCCUGAGAUGGACUCCUUCAGCUCCGAGGACCCCCGGGACACUGAGACCAGCACAUCAGCGUCCACCUCGGAUGUGGGGUUCCUGCCCUUGGCCAUCGGCCCCAACGCCUCCAUUGAAGAGGAGGCUCAGGAGGACCCCCCGGUCCUGGGCCUUCUGCCAGAGGCGGCCCACCUGGCCGGAGGCUCGCGCGUGGAGCCGCCUGGCUGGAGGAAUUUGGGAGUAGAGAGCCCCACCCUGCCACGGGGCUCCCCAUUCCAAGACCACAGGAUCUCAGGGAGCCAGGAAGGCCCCGAUGAAGGAGAAAUCAGGCACGGAGCGGACGGGCCUGGGGGGAGCCUUGAGGGGCCCCUCCAGGAGGUCCUGGACUUACUGGGAUCCAUGGACUCCACCCAGCCCCGGCUCCGGGAGCUGGAGUACCAGGUCCUCGGCUUCAGGGACCGGCUGAAGCCCCGGGUCGCCUGCCAGGAGCGCGCCUCCACCGAGAGCCUGCUGGAGUGCGUCCUGGAGAGCUUCGCCUUUCUCCACGCCGACCUGGGUGCGCGCCGUCUGGCCCUGCUCGGGGGCUCCCCGGGCCCACGGAGGGACGGGACGCCACCCCCAGCGCCAUCGCUGCAGGCGUCGUCCAGGGAGCUCACGGCCGGCACCCUGGAGCUGGACACGCUGCUCACCAUACACCUCCAAGUCUGCAAGGCUCUGCUGGAGAAACUGGCCUCUCCUAAUCUGUCGAGGAUGGUCCAGGAACGCCUUCUGGAAGAAGCUGCACAGCAAAAGCGGGUUCUGGAGACGCUGUCUGUGAUUGAUUUUGAGAAGGCCAGCAAGGCGGCAUGCGUUGAAGAGAUCCUUGCGCAGGCCGCCCAGAGGAAGGGGUGUCUGAGGCUGUGGAGGGGGUGUGCGGGGCCCAGCGGGGUCCUGUCCUGCCCUGGCUCGGCACUGCUGCACCAGCUCAAGAGGACCUUCCUGCGCCGAGUCCGAGCAAAGUACCCGGGACAGCUGGAGACAGUGUGCCGCCGGCUCCUGGAGCAGGUGAUCAGCUGCGGUGGGCUGCUCCCCGGAGUCCGGGCCCCUGAACAACAGACCGUCACCUGGUUCCAGUUCCACAGCUACCUGCAGAGGCAGAGUGUCGCCGACCUAGAGAAGCACUUCGCCCAGCUCACCAAGGAAGGUGGGCUGGGGGCGGCAGUCACGCUUGUCGAGGAGCUGCAGUGCACAGGGCAGGUCAAGACGCUCAGGAAGCUGCAGGGGAAACGGCUGGACCAGCUCCAGCCCCUACCCCAGACCUUAAGGGCCUGGGCACUGCUCCAGCUGGACGGGACCCCGCGGGUGUGCAGGGCAGCCAGCGCUCGCCUCGCCAGCGCAGCCAAGAACAAGAGCUUUCGGGAAAAGGCUCUGCUGUACUACACCGCCGCCCUGGCCGAGGACGACGCCAAACUCCAGCAAGCCGCGUGCGUGGCACUCAAACAUCUCAGGGGCAUCGAAAGCAUCGAUCAGAUCGCCAGCCUGUGCCAGUGUGAGCGGGAGGCUGUGCGAGCGGCGGCAAGGGAAGCCACUCUGUCAUUCGGUGAAAAGGGCCGCUUAGCUUUUGAGAAGAUGGACAAACUUCGCUCAGAACAAAGAGAAGCCGCCUUUUGCCAGGAGGCAGACGUUGAAAUCACAGUAUUUUAAGCAGCCUCAGCUGAUGAGCUCAGAUCUGGCAUCUUCGUGUUUGCUGCUGCCCAGCCUCGACACAGGCACCGAGCUUCGGGGGUACUGUGUGCUCCCCUGGAAGCGUGAGCUGCUCCCCGAGUCUCCAGAGCAGCUGCAGAGCCCCAGGGCACACGGGAGGCUUCUGCACAGGAGCAGAAAAAAGUGACGCCCAGCACUCGGAAGGCGGCACAGCGGCAAUCAGAGAUGGGCUUUGGGCUCUGAGACUGUCUGACCUUCCCUGGAUGCAGAGCUCGGGCGGGCCAGCCAGCCAUGCUAUGGAGGGGCCGAGGCCAGACAGGCUGAGGCCUGGAAGAAAAGGCUGCAAGACGAACGGGCUGAACUCGAGCUCUCGCGGGUCAGUGAAGACUGAUUGAGGCCUCGAGCAGGCCGGCUGACCUUGUCAGGAGGGUGUGGUGGGUCUAGUCAUUUCAGCAGCACAAGCUGUCCCCCGGGUGAGCUGCAGAAGGUGGGGAGAGGCAGAGCCAGGGUUUCUAUGAUGCACUUUUUAACAUGAGCCUACAGCAUGCAUGCCACAGGGGAGCCUGGUGGCAGCCUGCUGACCAUGGACCUUAUUUUCACUGUUAAAAAGCACAAAUGAAAGAAGAAAAUGCCACCGGCCAAGAUGCCUUGGGUUUCAUGUCAGCAGCAGCAUUUGCUUUCACCUCACUCAUCAAAAUGGAAUCCAGCUUUCGAAGCACGUCCACUUAGGGCCGUUAAAUAAAUUGCUUCAGAAGCCAUGAGCUGGUCUGAAGAGAGAUUUCACUGAAGAACAUGUUUAAAGAAAGAAAAUUAGUUGCCUAUUUAAGUCUAUUAAAAAAUCUCAAACACGU